CACGUUUUCUUGGAUUUACAUGGUAAAUAUGAAGUGAUUCUCACCUGAGAAACCGAACCAUGCAUCAAAUCAGUUAAUCUUUACUUUGAACAUGUUAACCGAGUUGAUAAACUUUGACUGUAAUAAAUUUAGAGUGGAUGAUUCAGAUGUGGAUCAUGAAGAUCCAAUCCUUAAACAAGAGCUUAACCAUCUAAUUUUGGAGCAGUUGAGCAAUUUUGAUCUUAGCGAUGAAGAAGAUCAGCUAGGAUCAGUUGAGGAUGACGCUGUGCCAGCUGACUCCAAUGAUUUGAUGAGCAUUUUGGAAGCGGGAAAACUGUCAUUGCUGGAAGGUGCUAUUCAGGAUUUUGGAAAGUUUUCCGGUGAUGAAACUACAAAUUCAAGUGAAUUAACGAAUCCAAGAAAUGAUGGUGAGCAGUCGCGUAAUAAUCAAGAAUUCUUGAAAUCGACGGAUCAAUUCAUUCCAAAUAUCCAUAGUUUUCAAAAUCCUGAAAAUAUAAAAAACAAAUCUGAGAAGUCUGGAAGUCACAACAGUAAUCAUUCCAUUUGUAAUAACUUUCACACUCAAACAAAAGAUGGGAGUUCUGGACCAGCUGUUAGUUUGGACUUGAGUCUUCCAGAUGAGAUGGCAAAUGCAUUGUCUGAUGUGGCGCAGCACAAUGUAAUACCAUGUGCAACACAAGCUAGUAAUGAACCAGGUAAAACUACCCCACUGAAAAAUCAAUUUAUCUCGUGCUUCACUCCAAUAAAAACUAGUAUUGCUAACGAAAAGAUAGAUCCUCAUUUCUUACCUGACGAUAAACAGGAUCGUCGUGAAUUAAUCUAUGCCGCUCAAGGACAUCAAUUACAAGAGCUACAGGCGGAAGUUAUUCAGUUGAAAGAAUAUAUUGCCAAAGAAAAACGUUUGUCUAAUCAUCGUUUACUAUUAGAUGAAGGAGAGAAAGAAACAUUACGUUCUAAAUUAUCAGCAACAGAAGAUAUUGUUAAAUCAUUAUAUAAGGAGCUUGCUGCCAAAGAAGAAAAUUCGGAAGUUUUACAAAAACAACUGCAACAAAAUGAAGAGUCUCAGAAAAAGUUGAAUGAAGAACUUUUAGCUUUACGAUCAACUAAUGAAUCAUUAUCAAGUCAGUUAAUUGAGCUUACCACGGGAAAUGCAUUAAAACGAGCUGAAGAAAGAGAAGCACAAUUAACCGAAUCACUAGAACAACGUUUUAUGUCAAAAACCGAUGAACUUAAAGCCGAACUUAAUACAACUCAAAGACACUUAACUGAAAAGGAAGUUGAAGUGAUUGAUUUACGUCGACAACUAGAAAUAUCUAAGGCUGAGAUGCUUAAAUCACAACAAACUUACAAUGAAAUGAUAAACGAGGCUAAUAAACAAUUAGAGGAGGCUCAAAAGCAUUGUCAACAACUUGCUUCAUCUGCUUUAUGCUCAGAAGUGACUUUAUUAAGACAAAAAGUCAUUGAACUGGAGACUUCAAAAAGAAUAACGGAUGAUGUGAACAAGAUUUUACAAAAUGAACUGCGAGAUUUUCGUGAUCAAGUUAGUAUCUACGAGAGUGUUUUAAAGUUAGAUGUUUAUUCCAUGAAUAAUGGUAUUGAUGAAAAUCAAUUAUCAUAUGAUACAAGUGAAUUUACACCUAUUAGUAUAAAAGGACGCCAUUCAGGCAAAUCUGUUGCAUUCGCUGAUACAAUUGAACCUAUUCAUCAUGCGAAUCUUCGUCGUCGACGUCCAUGUUCAGCGGUUGAACAGCCUAUUCAUAGAACGGAUGAUAAUGUUUGUACUAUUGCCAGUUGGAAUUCAGAUGAACAGAAUUAUCGCUUUCAACGCAAUUCGGGUGACAAACAGCAACCGUGCAUUAACAGUGAUGAUCUUGCAGAUAAAGCAGGCGAAUAUGAUGAACAAGGUGAUUUAUUCCACUCAUUAACUCGUCAAGGUAUAUUAACUAGUACACCUGCAGUGUCAGUAAUAUCACCGAAAUCACCAAUGGCUAAAUUACGUAAUGAACUGGAACGUUGUCUUUUAAACUACAAGGCUAAACGAGAACAAGUAACUAAACUUCAUGAAAUUUUAUAUACAACACGCUGCCAAUUACAUCAGUCAAGAGAAGCAUCAGAAAAGGCUGAGAAAUCAGCUAAACUUUUACAGGAACGUGUUCUAUCUUUAGAACAAGAGUUAUCUACUUUACGUAUUAUUGGCGACAAUCCUGGGCCAAGGGAACUCCUACUUAGUGGUCAGUUAGAGAGGUUAAGAGGGGAUUAUAAUCACUUGGAAGAAGAGUUACAGGCAACUCGUACACGUUUACAAGCUGCACUUGGUGCAGAAGCUAAAGCACUAGAAGCUGAGAAAACUAUCAGUGAACGUUUAGCUGCAAGUGCAGCAGAAAGAGAUGCAGCUGUGGAACGUGCUAAAGCGAUGUGUGAAGCUCAAUAUAUUGCAAUGCGUCGCCACUUGGAAGCAGAAUGGGCCAAUGAAAGAGAUACUAAUACUCGUCGUGCAGAAGAAAAACUUGCAGAUACUAAGAAAGCAUUAUACGAGAUGGAACGAGAAGUUCAUCGAAUCACAAAUUUAUAUCAUGAAAGUCAAAUAUCUGCUAAAAAAGCUGUUGAAAACGCUCUCAUGGAGGCUAUGAAGUUGAGAGAAGCAGAAAGAAUGCGGUUUUGGAGGCAAGAGCUACCGGAACAAAUUGAAGUCGCACGGCAAUCCUGGAUUUCGCAAAUGAAAACACAAAAUUCAGGUAUCAACGCUUUUCGUGAACUUAAGGAUAAAGGCAGUCAGACAGAAAUGUGUUUACCAGUGAACACUGCCGUAAACACGUCAUAUAUAGCUGAAUCUACCGCAUGUGUUCAAACUGAACUUAAUGAAUUAUUGCCAUUAAGAUUUGGAAUCACCAUACAUGAUCCAAUACAAGACAAUUUUAUGAAUAAUGAAAUUAAAACUGCUAUUCUCAGCAAAUAUCCUAUAUUGUCUGAAUAUUUGUCAGCAGAAUGUCUUCUGCAUUUAUGUACACAUUUAACUGAAACGUCCUGUAUUAAUUUAUGUUAUUUGGAGAAAGAAAUAGCAAACUCUUCUCAAACUAUGUUUAAACAUCUACUUCAGAAUUUAUUGAAACAGAUUGAUGGCGAAAUCGAUAGAUUAAUGCAGGAAUAUAAAGUAGCACAUAUUUUUGAUCAAAGUGUAAAAUGGGAAUUUUCUUCAGGAAGUCAAUCUAUAUUUAAACGCUCUGAUCCUGAUACACUAUCCUAUAAUUCAUUUGAUCAAUCCGAUGAAAUUCUCAAACAAACAUUUUCAAAUUAUUUGAAUUUUAACAAUUUCAAAAUUCAAUUGUUUAAAAUGAUUAAUUGUGAAUAUCAAUCUAUUCUUGAGAAAAUUCAUUUAUUAAUUGUCAAUCUUGACAAUGCAAAGAAUUAUGUACAACAGUUGAACAAUGUAUCAGUAAAUGUCACAACUUCAAUCCCCAGUGAACAUAAAUCUAUACAAGUUAAUGGUCUUGAAGCUGAAUAUUAUUCUUCUACUAUUAAAAAAAUCAAAGCUGAUGUUUUGAAUUAUGUUGAACUAUGCCAAUCUCGUGCUGCACAAAUACUUCAUUCAGAAUUAGGUCGAGUACAUAGAAGAGCUUGCAGACAGUUUACUAGUCAACUUCGUCAAGCUUUACUUGAAGCUGGAGCACCGAUAUGUUCUACUACUAGGCGUGGAAACUUUUAUAAUCGAGCUGGUGGUUUUACAAAUUCGAUUGAUUCCAAUUUUAACAAGAAUAAAUAUUGUCAUGUUAAUAAAAUCUCUGAAACUAUUAAUUUAUCAGAAGCUUCUGACGAGAGUGAUUUUCAAACUGUUACUACUUCUCCUACCCCAAAUUCAUAUUCCGAAUUGGAGUCAUUACUUCACAUUAUUGAUGAAGUUUGUGCUUCAACAGAGGCUAAAUUUUAUGCAGACACAUUAACUGGAUCACGUUUAUUCAGUCAGUUCAAUGUAGCAAAAUCAUUAUCGGAUGAUAAAAUUAUUCCACAGACUUCAAUCAAUAAUAAUAAUACAUCUCUGUGUAAUAAUCUUACAACAAUUUCAUCUCAUAACAUUGUCACAUAUACUCCUUACAUUGUACCUGACUGUAAACAGAAUCAAUCAUUAUCAAUGUCAUCUCAUUGUUGUUCUCAUUUUAAACAAAAUUCUAAUGAAAAAUUAUCAAUCAAAGCUAUAAUACCUAAUCAGUGUGGCAAUCAAAUGUAUAGUACUAAUCGUUUACUAUCAAGAAAUAAUUCUACUGUAUGCUCAAAUCAUUUCGCUGAAGAUUUAUCAUCUCACAUAACCGCUUCAAUGAAUUCAAUUGCUCUUCAACUGAAAUCAAAUAAUGAUAACAAUUUGUGCAAACCAAUACCAACUCCACGUGUUACACGUCUUCCUUCUGUCAAUCUGAUAAACCGAUCACCGAGAACUAUAAUGAAUGGCUGUCAAAACACAAAACCACCUGUACAUGCACAACUUUAUGAAUUAUUCGAAAGUUUUAUUCCAUCAACCAAGUAGUAGUAGUAGUGAUAUUAUGACCAACAUAUACAAUAGUGAAAAUAAAUAAUUUUUUCGUACACUUUUUUUUUUCUUUGAUCAUUUUGUUGUAUAAUAAUAUAUCGAUCGAUGCCUUAUUUCUGUUUGAUGAAUAACGUGACUAAUAAUAAUAAUAAUUUUUUGCUUACUGUAUAUUUCUUUACUGGCUUUCUUUGUACAUAAUUCGAUUGUUUAUAGAAAACCUAUUCUUCUUCUUCUUUUUUUUAGUACUUUAUUUUUCCCCGUGUUUUUUUUUUUAUUUUUAGUGUUCAGGGAUGUUAGUGUUUAUGUUUCCCUGUUUUGAAAUGUGCUUGUUGUAUUUGACUUUCGGAUUUCAAAUUAGACAUAUCAUGUUUUUACAUGUUUUGUUAUAAUUGUAUUUCUUAAGAGUGAUAUGUUUUUU
Molecule: messenger RNA, 4937 nt
Organism: Schistosoma turkestanicum
Lineage: Eukaryota; Metazoa; Platyhelminthes; Trematoda; Strigeidida; Schistosomatidae
Source: the annotation of a GenBank genome assembly